CGGCACUCGCGACCAGCCCGUACUCAUUCACUCCAGUUCCCUGCCGACGGCCGCGGCGGACGCACGCGACCAUUCUCCGCGCCGCUUCCGAUGUUACAUUACGAUUACGACAUCGUUUCGCACAUACAACUUUUACCGUGACAGUGAAACUUAUUUCUGUGAAUAUGGGUUAAACUUCCUGCUCAUACGUGAUGAGUCCGGGCGAGCGCGCCGCCUUAGGGCGCCGCGAACCCGCUCGCCCACAAUAUGCAACUACCGCACCCGGAUUCCCGCCGCCCUACUAUCCGCCCUAUGGUGUGCCGCAUCCAAACGCGUGGCUGGGCGCUCCUCUCAUUUCUAUGGCAGGACGUGCUCCGCCCGCCCGACAAACACCGGUUUCCAAGUUGGCUAUGCACGCCCAAGGCGCUCCGCUGAUUAUACAAAACCGCCAGGAUCGUCGAAAAUUCACGAGCGUGCCUGAACAACGGACCCAUCGACCCCUUGCACACACUGAUCACGUCGCCAGGGAAAGGUGCGAGGGGAGCGAAGGAAAUAGACUUCGUAACCAACAGCAGCAACCUCGCUCCACACGAAGCGGACGAAACAACAACACGGAUGCGGUCAGUGUCGCGAGCGACGAAAGUUCCGGUUCCACUAACUCCGAAACAAUGUUGCCAAGGAUAAUAAAACCAAGGAAACGCCGUAAAAAAGACCGGAAACCCAACAACAUUUUGCCACAUGAUUUGUCCCCUACCGCCUUGGAACUUGGUGAAAUCGAUCAUUGCACAGUUUCUGGCAUUUCAUCUACUCCGCGAAAUAUUUAUGAUGAAUCUUACUGUCGUGAUUUAUCGAUGUCGUACAGAGCGGGUGUAAAAGUUUUGGAAUACCCGGAACCGGUGCCGGAGACUUAUCGUGUGUCAGUGCUCGGCGAAGCGUUAGAAGCUAGCCGCUUUGGUCUGGCGGAGGCGGCUUCGCCUGCGGAGUCCGCCGUUACGUCGUGUCAAUGUCGGUACUGCGAUCCCGUGGGACAAAUAUGGGACGCGGAUUCAAUAGCAGAUCUGCUGAACGAAAACUCCAGUGGCGAUUUUGCUCCUACGAAACUGGAAGAUUCCAUGAAGGUGGUAGGCUCUCUUGGUAGGCGAGGCCCUGACACAACUCUAAGACGUAGCUGGAGCGACCCGUCUUCACGAAUUCCCGAACAGCGGGCAGUAUAUAACAGUGACACAUCUUCAGCUCCAAAUCUCUACUCGCUUUUUCCCCCUACAAAUAGGGCUAGCUCUCCUGAGCCACGCUCCCCACUAGCUUUGGAAAUUACUUCAGAGAUUGUGACUUCUAUGAACGGUCAGCGCGAUCUAGAGAUCAAACUGUUUUCGACCUCGCCACCGGCCAAAAACCUUGAUCAGCGUUCGUUCUUCGCUGAUAAAAGUGAAAGUGCCGUUAACAAAUGUACGAUAUCGGACCACGGUCCAAAAGUAAACAGUGCGGUGAUAUGUGAAAAGGAGGAAUCUAGUGUGGACGUUAGUGGAAAGAGUGAAGGUGCAACCGAAUCGGCGUGUUCUCCCAUUGGACCUUCACUGGAUGUGCGCAAUAUUUGUGAUUUGCCUUAGUUACUGUCUAAGGCUUGUGAUCGUGCUUGAUAUGUUUGUGUAGAUUAUGUGUCGUCAAUCGGUCCAGAGAACUCUACGCUCGCCAUUUGAGCUGGACUCAAGUCGCCAUGCAGCGAGGCAUGCACGGAGCGUCAUAUCGCAACCCAUAAUGAGAUCUCCGAAUCGGUUUCCUGUAGAUUUUAUAAUAAUUUAUUUUUAACAAUAGCAUAGGAAACUGACGAGGGGCUUUAUCUGGAGACAUUUUUGUUGUUUAAUGAUUUGCCGCUUGUCAAUGCCGCGGACGGAUGCGCAGGAGUAACUAGCAGCGCGCAAUUAGCGUUUCACACUACUGACACGAUUCUCGCGGCUGCGGCGCGGCGGCGCGCUCUUAUUGCGGUUUCCCGCCGUUUUCUCCGCGCGCGUCGUUCCGGGUGGCGCCUCGCACUCAUACCACCGGUUCACGCCUUUAAUGAUUAUUGCACUUAUAUUUCAU
Cydia amplana is the source of this 2058-nucleotide messenger RNA. RefSeq lists its product as uncharacterized. Bases 192 to 1586 code for a protein of 464 amino acids. The transcript has a single exon. Lineage: Eukaryota; Metazoa; Arthropoda; Insecta; Lepidoptera; Tortricidae. The record is from RefSeq and is a predicted model, not a curated record.